GAAACUAGCGAGGUAUUUUCCCUGGAAAUUUAGUGUGUUAUGUUAUAAUUUGGUCAGCUCCAGCGAACAGAAAAAGUGUACAAGAUCAUUAUCCUUUUUCAACAAGGAUAGUUGGAAGACAAGAAGGAUGAGCCUGUUGUUUAUAAAUACCAAUCAAGUUUAUUAAUCAAAUUUUACCUAGCAUCCCCCCUGUAAUAUUAUGCUGAGCCGAUGAUAACAUAUAAACCGCCAAUGCCAUAUCCUCUAGUCAUAUGCGUGAGCUUGUUCCUGGUGUCCUCUUUGCUGCAGCCAUUCUGUACCACAACAACAGCUCAAACCUACAAAAAUGUAUCAAAGGGUGACUUCCUCAUCGCAGGACAACGAGACAGUAGCUCUUUCUGGGCGUCCCCUUCUGGUGAAUUUGCUUUCGGUUUCCAAGCAAUUAGAAAUGCUGGCUUCUUGCUAGCCAUCUGGUUCAACAAAAUACCAGCAAGAACCAUCGUCUGGUGGGCCAAUGGGACCGAGCUGCUGGCACCCGCCGGAUCAAAAGUUCAACUUACCGCAGAUGGCCAGCUCGUCCUCCUCAAGGGCACAACUGGAGAAAAAAUUUGGCAAGCUGAGCCAAGUGACAAUCGAGUUUUCGUCUCCCAUGCCGCCAUGCUAGACACUGGGAGUUUCGUACUAGCAACGGCAGGGUCUGAAUAUUUGUGGGAGACUUUUACGUCACCAACCGACACGCUUUUACCAUCGCAAACAAUGGUUCAACGCACCACACUCGUUGCUCGCCACGGGGAGACAAAUUACUCCGACGGAAGAUUCACCUUCACACUGCAAGGAGAUGGGAAUCUCGUGGCUUAUGCAAAACAUACUGCACUAGAUUCGGUAAUGGAUUACUAUUGGGCGAGCAGCACGAAUAAUGCCACUAAGCUCAUCUUCAACACGUCAGGCUCCAUUUACCUUGAGGUAAUGGAUGGAAGCAUAAUUAACGUGCUACCCUCCAAUGCUGUUUCAAUGCAAGAUUUCUACCACAGAGGGAUUCUCGAGUAUGAUGGAGCUUUCAGGCACUAUGUUUACCCCAAGAGUACUUCCUCUGCUGCAGGAAGACCCAUGGCCUGGACCUGUUUGUCUGCCGUCCCUCCAAAUAUAUGCCGGCUGUAUCCACCAGAUAGAGGGCUUGGACCAUGUGGAUUCAAUAGUUACUGUUCAUAUCAGGAUCAGAAAUCUAGUUGCCACUGCCCUGAAGGUUUCUCCUUCAUCGAUCCAAAUGAUAGGUCCAGAGGAUGUCAACAGAACUUUGUUUCUCAAAGUUGUACGGAACCAUCUUCAGAUACAGAUAAGGAAACAGAUCGCUUCUACUUUUAUGAUAUCCCAAAUGGAGAUUGGCAUUUAAAUGAUUAUGAGUGGAUUCACAACGUAACAGAGGACUUUUGCAGGCGCAACUGCUUAGCUGAUUGUUUUUGCGGUGCUGCCACUUAUACAAAUGGCGAUUGCCAUAAGAAAAUGUUACCCCUCUCAAAUGGGAGGACCGAGUCCGGUGUUUAUGGGAUUACAAUGGUCAAAACUAGGAAGGCACGCAAUUCUACUUUGCAACCUCCAGGAGGGUACCCAAAGUCGGAAAACAAAGAUCUUUCAACUUUGAUCAUAAUAGGAGCUGUCCUCUUGGGCAGUUCAGUGUUUCUUAACAUCUUCUCAUUGCAAGUUAUGGCUGUGCGCUUUGUGAAAAGGAAAAGAAGAAACAUUCAACCGCUGGUCUUGCCCGGCAUGGAUCUGCAAUGUUUCACAUAUGAGGAGAUUAAAAUAGUCACGGAUGAAUUCAAGGAAGAGAUUGGCAGUGGCUCUUUUGGGAGAGUAUUCAAAGGAUUUCUGGCAUCGGGGGUUGGAAACUAUGUUGCUGUGAAAACGUUCAACAGCAUGGUCGCCGAAAGAGAGCAGGAAUUCAAUGCUGAAGUGAGUGCAAUUGGCCGAACAAAUCAUAGGAAUUUAAUCAAAUUGAUAGGCUUCUGCAAUGAAAAGCAGCACAGGCUUCUUGUAUAUGAGUUCAUGAGCAAUGGUUCUCUUUCAAACUUCCUCUUUGGUGAUUCAAGGAUAAACUGGUAUGAUAGGAUCCAAAUAGCCUUGGAAAUUGCAAGAGGGCUGCUUUAUUUGCAUGAAGGGUGCAGCACCCCAAUCAUUCAUUGUGACAUUAAGCCUCAAAACAUUCUUUUAGACGACAGUUUUACAGCAAAAAUUUCAGACUUCGGAUUAGCCAAGCUGUUGAAGAUAGAGCAGAGUCGAACGAUGACUGGAAUCAGGGGAACAAAAGGGUAUGUUGCUCCGGAGUGGUUUAGAAGUAAGCCCAUCACCAUCAAGGUGGAUGUUUACAGCUAUGGCAUUUUGUUCUUAGAAAUUAUCUGCAGCAGGAAAUGUUUUGACACAGAGGCAGAAGAUGAGCAUAAAAUGGUGCUUGCUGACUGGGCAUAUGAUUGCUAUGUUGAAAGGAAGCUGGACCAACUAAUGAAGGAUGAUAAAGAAGCAAUGGAAUAUUUGGAGAGGGUGGAGAAGUACGUGAAGAUUGCCAUAUGGUGCAUUCAAGAGAACCCCGCACAGAGACCGCCCAUGGACAGAGUCAUACAGAUGAUUGAAGGAAGUAUUGAAGUCCCAAUUCCACCAGAUCCAUCCUCAUCUUGAUUUUCGGUUCCAUAUCCCAUACAACACCAUGUCUAGCUAUAUGUGAAUGUAAAGUAAUUUUUCCAUUUUCUACGAGUUUCUCAUGGAGCCGAGGAACAAGCAACUUUUUUUUUUUUUUUUUUUCUUGUCUCUUAAAUCUAUCUCUUCUAAGGAUACACCAUUGCUGGUGCAUCUUGCUGGAAGGUAUUAUCAUCUAAUUCCAGUUUACUCGUGCAGCCAAGUCCAUUAGAACUGUUGGAACAUAAGGCUUGGGAACUUGAUUCGCUUACUCUCGGGAGAAAGAAAAUAAGUGGCCUAGUCAAUAUUUUAAUUUACUAUUUUAGAAGACUUUUUGAAGAUGGUUGGUGGCUAUUACGAAAAUAAAAUAUCGAAGGAAUUUACA
This is a messenger RNA of Ziziphus jujuba (common jujube), 3028 nucleotides long. Its product is annotated as G-type lectin S-receptor-like serine/threonine-protein kinase LECRK3. The transcript has a single exon. Gene Ontology annotation, molecular function: ATP binding; protein serine/threonine kinase activity. The record is from RefSeq and is a predicted model, not a curated record. Lineage: Eukaryota; Viridiplantae; Streptophyta; Magnoliopsida; Rosales; Rhamnaceae. The coding region runs from base 211 to 2646 and encodes 811 amino acids. Gene Ontology annotation, biological process: protein phosphorylation.